Monodelphis domestica (gray short-tailed opossum) is the source of this 2302-nucleotide messenger RNA. It is a transcript of the gene KLK5, whose product is annotated as kallikrein related peptidase 5. NCBI's taxonomy places the organism in Eukaryota, Metazoa, Chordata, Mammalia, Didelphimorphia, Didelphidae. The record is from RefSeq and is a predicted model, not a curated record. Gene Ontology annotation, cellular component: secretory granule. Gene Ontology annotation, molecular function: serine-type endopeptidase activity. Gene Ontology annotation, biological process: proteolysis; extracellular matrix disassembly; amelogenesis.
GCUGGGCGGGAGGUUGGAGUAGGAAGUGAGCCCCAGAGCAGAGGCUGAAGGGACCUGAAGGCCAGGAGGGAGCCUAGCAGAGCUUGGUGGCCCAUAGCCCGCCCCUCUGCCUCCUGUAAGGCCGCCUGCAGGUGCAGCAGUGAUGGCUUCAAUGGGUCCUCCAGGGCCUGGAUCCUGGUACUUCUAAUGUCAGUUCUGAUCAUGGCAGAUACAGGUCUGACAGGCCAGAACCAGGCUUGCCAGGAGUAUGGGACUCGCCAGGCGGCUGGAACUCAUCCAGAGACUGGGACUCGACAGGAGGCUGGGAGCCUUUCUCAGGGGGAGACCCGCCAGGAAAAUGACCGAAUACUAAAUGGCAAAGACUGUCAACCCCAAACCCAACCAUGGCAGGCAGCUCUGUUUCUGCGACCAAACAGACUCUAUUGUGGGGCAGUGCUGGUCCAUCCACAAUGGGUGCUCACUGCUGCGCACUGCCAGAAACCAGCCUACUCUGUUCGUCUGGGCCGGUAUCAUCUCCAAGGGAUCGAUCCGGGUCAGAGGAUUCUCCGUGGCGUCAAGUCCUUUCCUCACCCCAAAUAUACCCGGCCAGCUCACUCUAAUGAUCUCAUGUUAAUUAAAUUGAACGGAAGGGUCUCCAUGACACCAAGCAUCAAAACCAUCAAGAUCUCAACUCAGCCCCCAAGACCUGGUACCCAGUGCCUUGUUUCAGGCUGGGGAACCACCAGUAGCCCUCAAGUCCACUAUCCCCAGGUUCUGCAAUGUCUUAACAUCACGAUCAUGUCUCAUGAGGCCUGCCAGAGGGCCUACCCCGGGGCGAUUGAUUCUACCAUGUUCUGUGCCGGAGAUGAAGUGGGCAAGGACUCCUGCCAGGGUGAUUCAGGGGGCCCUGUGGUCUGCAAUGGAUAUCUUCAGGGCCUGGUAUCCUGGGGGGAUGUUCCCUGUGGACAGCCCAACAAGCCUGGGGUCUACACCAACCUCUACGUCUUCGAAAAAUGGAUUGAAGACACCAUCAAAAACAACUCUUAAAUUAAAGAGGACUCUGGCAUGUAGGUCCCUAACCUAUAUCCUAUUCAGAGUCCCAGGAGUUUAGGUCUCAGGUUUCCAGCCUUUAUUCCCUAUUGCCUCAGAGAUCUAGGCAUCCCCAUUUCUAUAUAGCUCAGGGACAUAAGUCAAUUAGAUCCCCAACUCUUGUCUCCUCAGGACCAAGGAUCUGACCCUCUAGUCACUGUUCCCUACAGGUAACCAGGUAUUUGUAUAGCCUUCCCCAAAUUUUACUCUAUUUGAAGAUUAAGGAGACUAAGGAAUUAAGUCAUUUAACCAGCAAAUCCCUGUCAAAGAUUAUGCAUUCUUUUCUCAACCCUUACCUUCUGUUUUAGAAUUAACACUAUGUACUGGUUCCAAGGCAGAAUUGUGGUAAGAACUAGGCAAUGGGGGUUAAGUGACUUGCCCAGGGUCACAUAGCUGGGAAGUGUCUGAGGCCAGACUUGAACCUAGGACCUCCCAUUUCUAGGCCUGACUCUCAAUCCACUAAGCCACCUAGAGCCUUCAUUAUUGACCUUCCCUUUGACCCUAGGUGAUCACUAGUGCCACCUGGGGGACAAUACUAAGAAAAGGGGAGCCAGUAAAGAAUUAGGAGGAGAUGUCUCCAUUCAGGAACCUAAUGGGCAGUCUCCUUCUCAUCUAUUUUCCCAACUCCAACUUGAUGGCCUCUGAAGUUCUUUUCAACUCCCUAAUUAUGAACCUAAAGUUCUUCUGGACAAGGAAGGCAUCUGAACAUCUGGAUCAUUGCUUGGCUAUCUUCCAUGACCUCCCUUGUCAACACUAAUCUCAACGUUGGCCUGAAGAGGAGUGAGGAGUAUUCCCUGGCAGAGAUAUCCUAGGAAAGGGAAUAAGAACAAAAUCUACAACCUGGGAGAGUUGUUGCAUGGAUGACUUUUUGGAUGACAUGGAUGACACUGGUUUGUACCUGGGGCUGAUGAGGCUUCCUCUCCUCUAGGAAUGAAGAAGAUUUAUCCUAAGACAGCUGAGGUUUUCCUCUGGAGGACCAAGGAAGACCAGUGGAGAUUUAUCCUGAAAACAAUAAAUAUUUCAUCUGGGAGCUACACAGUCCAUAGAGGGAACAACUACUGGCAACCACUGGUACCAAUGAGACAGAUGAAGGAAUCUUAUAGGGUAGGGAUGAGACUUCUUAGAACCAAUAAAUGUUCAUUGUGGGAUAAUAGUUCUUCUUUGGAGUAAUGGUUCCUGAAGUCUCACACUCUUUUACUUAAGAUGAAUAAAGAUUUCUCUUGAUCUUGAUGAA